This is a messenger RNA of Cantharellus anzutake, 430 nucleotides long. RefSeq lists its product as uncharacterized. The coding region runs from base 240 to 428 and encodes 62 amino acids. The record is from RefSeq and is a predicted model, not a curated record. Lineage: Eukaryota; Fungi; Basidiomycota; Agaricomycetes; Cantharellales; Hydnaceae. The transcript is spliced from 3 exons.
AUCUGGUCAGGAUGGGGACGCGGGCUCCCCCGUCCGAGAGUGUCCUUCCAAUCCUGAUGGCCUCAAUACCGACGACAUCAUUGUGAUAGGGUUCCCCUUGACACCUGGACAUCGGUUCGACUUCCGAACCGACGGACAACUAGCAUAGCAGGCAAGAGCAGCGCGUGUGAUGGCUCCCGCCGGCUCCGCGAGUGCCCAAUCGGCACGGAGCAGAAUGGUGGACUAAUGGGUCACUCAACAUGGUCCGGAGUCCAUCAAGGGGACACGGCACGCUGCACUCUUCCUGCAUAUUUAUACAGCAGAAGGGGUAUUGUUCAUCAGAUACGAAAUAUGACCCCCUACAAACUUCCCACUGCGCCGCUUUUGCGGUAUUUAUUUGUUAUCAACCCCCAUUUUGUCGUAGUCUCAUGCAUGACACCAAUAUUUAAUU